Molecule: messenger RNA, 1026 nt
Organism: Diplodia corticola
Lineage: Eukaryota; Fungi; Ascomycota; Dothideomycetes; Botryosphaeriales; Botryosphaeriaceae
Product: mitochondrial gtpase
Exons: 2
Coding region: 1-1026 (341 amino acids)
Cellular component (GO): mitochondrion
Molecular function (GO): GTPase activity; GTP binding
Source: RefSeq, a predicted model, not a curated record
AUGGUCUCACGCUUCGUCCCGCGCGGCGCCUUCCCGCCCCUCGAUUCGCUGCCGCGCUCAUAUUUCCUCGGCCACCACCGCGCCGGCCUCACCAAGAUGAAGUCGAUGCUCUCGCGCAUUGACCUGAUCAUCGAGUGCCGCGACUACCGCGUGCCCCUCACCUCCACCAAUCCGCUGUUCGAGGAGAGUCUGGCCGGCCGUGAGCGACUCAUAGUCUACACCAAGAAGGACUUGGGCCGCCGGGGUAACGAGCAGGACCAGCAGCGAGAGCAGAUCAUUCGCCAAUGGCAUGCCCCUUCCCAAGUCUUCUUCUCAGACCACCGCGACAAGAGCGACGUCCGCCGAAUCCUCAAGUUCGCCAAAGACUACGCCAUACGCAGGGUGUCGCUGAUAGGCUUCCGCAUGAUGGUGGUCGGCAUGCCCAAUGUUGGCAAGUCGUCGCUUCUCAACGCUUUGCGUCUGGCGGGCACGGGCAAGGGCAAGGCUGCGAGUACUGGCGCACAACCGGGCAUCACGCGAAAGAUCGGAUCUGGCGUCAAGAUCAUUCAAGGUGAGGCUGGCACCGAAGGUGUAUACUUGCUUGACACUCCAGGUGUAUUUGUGCCCUAUGUGCCCGAUGCCGACGCCAUGCUCAAACUUGCGCUUUGCGGGAGCGUCAAGGACACCAUCAUUGCUCCCGUUACCCUAGCCGACUUUUUGCUGUAUCACAUCAACCUCGUCGACCCAGGCCUUUACGCCGAAUACCACGAGCCGACCAACGAGAUCGUCCCUCUGCUUGAAGCCGUGGCAAAGAAGACUGGGAGGCUUGGGGUGGGUGGCGUGCCAGAGACAGAAGCUGCCGCCCUGUGGAUGAUCCAGCGAUGGCGUACUGGUCACCUCGGACAAUUCAUGCUCGACGAUAUCACUGCAGAAGCACUGAAUGAACAACGCGCUUUAAGAGACCGCCAGGAGCCAAGUAUGAACCAGGUCAGAAAGGCUGACAAAGAACGGAGGAAGGCCGAAACCAGGCGUAUACGAGCCCUAUGA